Messenger RNA from Mya arenaria, 3541 nucleotides. Its product is annotated as ankyrin repeat and zinc finger domain-containing protein 1-like. NCBI's taxonomy places the organism in Eukaryota, Metazoa, Mollusca, Bivalvia, Myida, Myidae. Gene Ontology annotation, molecular function: protein binding. The coding region runs from base 234 to 3086 and encodes 950 amino acids. The record is from RefSeq and is a predicted model, not a curated record. The transcript has 15 exons.
GCCGCGCCCAUGGCGCAAGAAUAUUGCACAACAUAUUUUCAUAAUUUAAUCAUCAGUUUUGCAAUAUGCUGUUAUUUUGGUAGUAUUAAAACCGAACAUUAUACAAAUUAAACAUAAAAAAAUAGUUGGAGGGUAUAGAACUUAAUAUUUGACAUUAAAACAGAUUUUCUUUAAUAUCUUGAUAAUCACAGUUGACAACUGCCAUUUUAACAUUUACAUGUAAAUCAGUGAAUAUGGCUACGAAUUCUCCAAAGAGAGUGCAAAGGGUAAAACCCAAAAAGUAUACUACAUGUCAACUCUACAACACCAAGGAGGCUCAAUGCAAACUUGUGGGUCUUACACUCGCAAGCUGCAACUCGGCAUCAAGGGGGAAAUCUGUGAUACAGGAGGAAGCAGAUGUUCCCCAAGAGACAUUAGUACCAGAUCCUUCACAGCUGGUAGUGUCAGAGGUGAUGGCCUGUAAUUACUGUGACACUUCAUUCUCACACAGAGUUGAACAGAAAAGACACUAUAGGUCUGACUGGCACAGAUACAACCUCAAACUUAGGCUAAAAGGGAAGAACAGUGUCCCUGAAGAAGUAUUUGAGGAUAUGUGUGGUAACAUCUCUAGUCUGUCGGGUUCUGACACUGAUACAGAUGGGGACACAGACAUUGACAACCAGCCCCGAACUGGACCCAACAAACUCCUGCCUGGUACUCAGCGUAGACUGGUGCGUGAAGGGGGUAACACCAGCAGCACUGAUAGUGAAUCUGAAAGUGGGAACCAGACAGAAGACAUUGCAAGAAGGCUGCCAAAGGUUUACUUCAGCAACCAUGAGGGAGAAAUCCUAUCCAUCUACAGAUGUGUGCUCUGUCAUAAAAAGAGCCACCCAAGUUACACUGAAGACUUGGUUUCAAUGGCCGCUACAAUACCAGAUCAGAUGAACUGGGCUGUGUUUAUGGCCGGAGGGGGCCAUUUUGCUGGGGCGGUGUUCAAUAAAAAUGAGAUGGUUGUCCAUAAAACAUUUCACCGCUAUGUUGUCCGUGCUAAGCGAGGUACAGCACAGGGUAGUCGUGACAGUCAGGGAAAUGCCCCCAAGUCCGGAGGGGCCUCACUCAGGAGGUAUAACGAGGCUGCUCUAACACAGGAAAUACAAGAAUUGAUAGCGUCUUGGCGUCCACAUCUCGAGAAAUGUGACCUCAUCUUCUUACGCGCUCCAAGUUUUAACCGUAAGAUCUUCUACUCUGGGAAAGUCCCAGCAUUUAAGAAAGAUGACUUGAGGAUACGCCUUAUACCGUUCCAGACAAGGCGACCCACAAAUAAUGAAGUGAGACGGGUGUUUGAGAUGUUGGCAUCGAUAGAAUGUUACGGUGAUGAAUCAGAAAUCCAGGAUCUGGUUCCCAUUUCUCCACCACAGGUGUUCAACCCGGAAACCGGCAACCUCGAACCGCGGGAUGAGAACCAGCUAUCACCAAGGAAACGCAAGCUUCUGAAUAAAAAGAUCGGUGCAAGCCCCUUGGUGAAUGAGACAAAUGAUAAUAAAGCUUCCGGUGAUCUGGAGAAUGCUGAGCCGAAUAAAGAGGAAACUGUGUCUUCAAAGCCUUUUCUUCCAGAUCACAUAAAGGAGGAGACCAUGUCAUCGGGAACAUCUACAGCUAGUGACACAGAGUUGAUAGAAACCAUGGCAACCAUUCACUUCUCCGAUCUGAAAGAGUACUCAAUGUCGAAGAAGCCUAAACAAAAGAAGAAAAGUGCACGGAAAAGAAGACCCUCCUUGAAAGGACAGAAUGAACCGGAUUCAAAUGUUAUGGAUGAAGAACUAUACCAUCUAAGGAACAGUCUGUAUACAGCUUGUAAAACAGGCGACAAAGAAAGCCUUGAAAGCCUUCUUGCUGUGAUAUUUUCCCCUCCUGCUGCUGUUGAUAAUAAUUCAGAAGCCAAGCAUGACAAUGCUGAGGACAUUGAAAGUCAGAAAAAGGUUGAUGAGUUUGAUAAAGCAACUAUUCCUACUGCUGUUGAUAAUAGUGAACUGAAUGACCACAUUGUUAAAGCAGGUAAUGAAAAUGACAACAUUUGUCUAAAAUCAUCAGAGAUAAGUGAUAAUAGAAUAAUUGCUGAUAUAAAACAAACAGACACAUUAAAAAAUGUUGAUGUUAAGAAAUCAGAUGGUGAAGAAAUUGCCCAAAAUUCAAAGGAAUAUGUUAAUAUAGAAAAGUCUACAAGUCUUGAAUGCAUUACAGAAAUGAAUUCAGAUAAAAGUCUCCUUGUAGACACCAACUGGAAAGCAUGUGAUACUCAUACAGAUAUUAAUACAACAGAUCUUGAUGAAACAAAAGAGAAAGUUACAGUGAACAUAUCAAGUCAUCAGGUAGAACAUCCGACCGCAAUACCAGAUACACCUUCCAUUUUAAAACCGCAGACCAUUCCAAUCCUUUCACCAAGAACAAAACCAACUGUUUCCACUGGCAAUAAAGACCCUCUAACUCCUGUCUUUGUAUCUCCUGACAUUGUAAGUGAACCGAUAGGGGAUAACAACACUACCCUUCUCCAUGUAGCAGCUAAAGAGGGGCACGCACGUAUUGUUGCCUUGUUGCUGGAGGCGGGCGCUAGUCCUGUGCUGAAGGACAGAAACGGUCAUUCACCCUAUAUGGCAAGCAAGGAUAAGGCAACAAGAAAUGAGUUUAGAAGAUUCAGGGGAAAGUGGCCGGAUAGAUAUGACUACAAGGUUGCACAGAUUCCAGAACCUCUCUCUGAAGAAGCUGAGGCUGAAAGGAAGCGAAAGGAACAAGAGAGAAAGAAAGCCCAGAAAAAAGCUAAGCAAGAACAACAGAAAGCUAAGAAAGAAGAAGAGGAGAAACAAAAGGCAGAAGACAGAGAGAAACAGAGAUACCUGAACAUGUCGGACAGAGAAAAGAGAGCGUUGGCUGCUGAACGUCGUCUGUUGAAUCAAUGUAGCACACAGGGAGGAGACAAGCCUGUGCUUAUCCGGUGUUUUCAGUGUGGAGCUGACAUGACCGGAAAAGUUCCGUUUGAAUAUUGUGACAACAAGUUCUGCACAUCCAAAUGUCUACAACAGCACAGAAAAACUCAAACUGCCAAGAAAUAAUGCUCUUUAUAUGUAUUAGUGAUGCUUUAAACUACAUUUUAAAGCGAAUAAGGACUAUUUGGACUAUUUGAAGCAACAUUUCUUCUCCUGGAGGUACAAUAAACCCCACAAUUUAUGGAUCAGGAAAACAUUGUUUUGUUCCUACGUUUGUGUUGAUUUAUACAUAGUUGUUGAGGAAGCGUUGUUGGAUCUUUGAUCUUCAUGAAAACAUUAUUGAAAUGAGAUUUUGGAGGAAAUAAAAAAGUGCUAGGAUAAACACCUAAAACUAGGAAUAUUUGCUUGAAUAUAAGAUUAAUUGCAAAAAGCCUUUUAACAUAUAAGACAUCCUAGAUCAUGCAUGACCAAAAUUAUUUUAUAUAUGAAUUUUUUUAUUUUUUAAAUGGUCUAACUGAAAAAUUCAGAAAAAAUAUUUUCUCGCUAUUUGUCUGUUAAUCAUAUUGUAAUAAUAAUAAAAU